UGUGUGCAACUGGCGUUCCUAAAAGACUAUAUUAUACUGAGCAUUUGUCAUAUUUUAAUUUUAAAUACUUUUUAAAGGGUUUUUAAUUCGACGUUUGCACGAUUAAUGUUCGUAACUCCACCGAAACUGAAUUCGCGACUCGUAAGAGCGUGGUUCGGCAGUGUCAAUCCGACAGUCCGCUUAUGAACACGACUCGGGCGAGUAACGUACUUACUAUAGUGGGUACGUAACUGUGCAAUACCACAAUUCGAAAAAAGAAUUAACUUUUUCUUUUUUUUUUUGUCUACGAUUAAUUGUCAAAUCUAUGGUACAUAGUGAUGCUAAUUUAAAACUUAGUACGAGUGGCAAAAGUUAUAUAGUUUGUGAAGUUGUGUUGUGAAAUGGUUUAAAUUUUUUUUUAUCUAAAAACAUUCAUAUUUAUAAUUAAAAUAUACUCAUUAUGUUAAUUAUUUUUAAUAAUGUUAUUAUUGCAUGCUAUUUAUGCAUGAACACUGUAUAAGGUAUAUAGAUGAAACAGUGUUUGUGGACUUAUUUGAAAAUAGUAAUUAGAAGUGAACUUGAAGUUAUUUUUGUAGCUGUUUAAAAUUGAAGUACUUUAAAGCAAACAGAGAGGUGUAAUCUCAUGCUACGAUGCUGGACGAGCUCGGCCCCACUGCGGAGUCCAACAGGUCAACAGCAUACGUGAGCGACCUGCACAAUGUCUACGUCACCUUCUACGACGAAAUCAACAAAGUCUAUAUUAACGACACUCAGAAUGGUACUGAGGUCUACCAGUCAUUCAUCCUGCCAUGGUGGCGCCAGGUGCUAUGGACGGUGCUGUUCGCAGGCAUGGUGGUUGUGGCCACCGUGGGGAACCUCGUCGUUAUAUGGAUAGUGCUCGCCAACAAGAGGAUGAGAAGCGUCACCAAUUACUUCCUAGUAAACCUGUCCGUGGCAGAUGCAAUGGUGUCAACCCUGAAUGUAACCUUCAAUUUCACGUACAUGCUGUAUUCGGAUUGGCCAUUCGGACAUUUCUACUGCAAGUUUUGCCAGUUUAUAGCAGUGCUCAGCAUAUCGGCAUCGGUGUUCACCCUAAUGGCUAUAAGUAUAGAUAGGUACGUGGCCAUCAUGAGCCCACUGCGGCCGCGCCUCGGCAAGCGGGCGACGUUGGGCAUCGCCGCUGCAAUCUGGGCUGGCAGCUCAGUAAUCAGCAGCCCGAACCUUAUAUACUUCACCACAGAGACCACAAUACUGCCUGAUGGGAGCACCAGACGAGUAUGUUUCCCAGAAUGGCCAGACGGGAUAACAACUAGAUCUCAACUCGAAUACAUAUAUAACGUCGCUUUUAUGGUGUUAACAUAUUUCCUGCCAAUAGUAUCGAUGACAUUUACGUACGCAAGGGUGGGGGUCGAGCUGUGGGGGUCACAGUCUAUUGGGGAGUGCACCCAGCGCCAGUUGGACAACGUGAAAAGCAAACGAAGGGUUGUGAAGAUGAUGAUAGUUGUGGUGGUGAUAUUUGCGGUGUGCUGGCUUCCUUUCCACGUGUACUUCGUAGUGACAUCGUACUAUCCUGACGUGGUGAACUAUCCUCACAUACAAGAGAUAUACCUCGGCUUCUACUGGCUUGCAAUGAGCAACUCCAUGUACAACCCCAUCAUAUACUGCUGGAUGAACUCUAAGUUUAGACGAGGUUUUAAGCAAUUCUUCUGGUGCUGCGGCGCUUUGGGUGGAGGCGGACUCAGCAGACAUAGACCCUUCGGGACCGAUCGCCUCGACAGAUCUGUUCGAUCGCUGUCACCUAGCAGAAAAAAUGGUACCAGUAUAUUCAAGGUGACUACCAAAACAACAAAAUUCAUGAAAAAACCACCCGGAUCUCCCCAUUUGCUGCAUGCAAAUAAAAUACACAAGUAGGAGAUAUUUUGGGUGAUUUAUGAAAUGUGGCACGAUACGGAUUUCGAUGCACAGCACGUACAAUAAUACAUUGAUGGCCAGUACCUGACAGCGACGAGGCGCGUCCGCACCGCACAACGAAUGUACCGCGAAUGACGCGCAUGCCAACGUGGAACGCACGUGGAUAUGACGCGCGUCCCGCCCUCCGCGCGCCGCCCUCACCCCGCACGACCUCUAUGCUUGAGCUCAUUGGCGGAAUUGAGACCAAUCGUGUUUUUAUAAUGUGGGUAGAUAGAUACUUAAGUAAAUUUUUUCUUCAAAUUUAUUAUUUAUUUUUAAAUGUCAUUAUUUAUUAUAACUCAGAUAUCAUCAGUGUAAUAUGGCUUACAAUAAGAAAUAUAAGUAUAUAAGGCUAUUAAAAAUUAACAAGAAAAAUACGUUGAUUUUAAUGUUUUAUUUUACAAAUAUUUAGAAGAACCAAGCAGUUUCAUUUACUUUAUAGACAAGUAUCUUCUUUUACCAGAUUUAUUUCCUUUAGCCUAAUAGUGUUCUUUCGCCUAUUUGUAAUAAGCAUUUUUUAUAAGAACUAGUUUUAAAGGCCUACGAGCUUAUGCAAAUUAAUAUACUCUUAUUGUAAUAUGUACUGAAAUAGUUAUAAUGAGAAAGUACCUAGUUUUUUCAUAAAGAAGAUUUAUGUUCCAUUUUUGUUUCAUUUUACCUGAUACCGUAAAAGACUUGAUUAAAUUUAUAUAUAUUCAAACAAUAUUUAUUGUAAUAUUAUUGUUUCUAUUUAAUUCUAAUAUUGAUUUAAAGAUAUUGUAUUAAAUAUAACAUAACUAUAUUAAGUAUAUAAUGUCAUUUUAAUUUUUUUUUAUUUGUAAAAAUAAUACAUAUAAAAUGAUAUUAAAAAAGCAGUGUUUUAUACUAUUUUUAAUUGUAUUAAAAAGAAAGUUUAUUUAAAAGGGUGCUCGUAUAUAGAAGUCAGAAUAUAACAAGAUUUCGUAACUAAUACAUUUAUAUGUAAAUAUAUUUUGUAAGAAUAUUCUUGAUGUAUAACUGUGUAACUUUAAGACCAUUUAAUAUAGCGUGAAUGCCAAAUAACAACAAUAGAAAAAUGGACUUUAUGUUAUAGUAUAUAACAAUCAUUAUAUUUAAACAGAUUUUGGAAACUAAAAUUAUUAAAAUAUUUUUAUUGCAAAUUCAAUUUUUGAUUGAACGACCAAUCGCAGUUCAGAAUUAGUUACUUACGAUCUCAGGAUCGUUGCAAUCAACAGCACAAGAACCUAUAGUAAGAUCGAUGGCUAUCAUCCUUCUCAGGUGCAAUGUUGCCAAAUUUGUCAGCUUGUAAGUACAUGUGUACAAUUUGGCAACUUUAACUUUUAUAUCUGAGUAUGUAUGUGAAUUGAUGUAUUUAGCAACUUUUUUAAAUUAACUUGGCAACACUGAUAUCAACGCCGAACAAUCUCACGUGUGGCCAUCAUGCAUUGUCUCUUACCUUAAAAUUCAGCCAUAUUAUUAAAUUAAUAAUUAUGUAUUUUGUUACUAAGAUGUUACGCAUCUUGUAACAGAAUUAUUGCACUACGUACCUUCGUGGGUCUGCAAUCAAUACCCACUAAAUUUAACAUUGCUUGUUUAAUAGAAAUAAUUAGAUUAAUUACCUGUAAAUAUUAUACAAGUUAGAUUAUAAUAUUUCCUGUAUAACUGUAAGUUGCCCGUAAACGUAUCAUAAUUAAUGUAAAUAUUAAUUUGUAAAUAUAAAUUAAAUAUUUUUAAUGUUAAUCUCAGUAAGGAAAUAUGUAUGAAAAAUUAUGUGUAAUUUAAAAAUAAAGUAUU
This is a messenger RNA of Galleria mellonella (greater wax moth), 3702 nucleotides long. It is a transcript of the gene NGR-A24, whose product is annotated as tachykinin-like peptides receptor 99D. NCBI's taxonomy places the organism in Eukaryota, Metazoa, Arthropoda, Insecta, Lepidoptera, Pyralidae. The record is from RefSeq and is a predicted model, not a curated record. The transcript has 11 exons. Gene Ontology annotation, biological process: G protein-coupled receptor signaling pathway. The coding region runs from base 631 to 1890 and encodes 419 amino acids. Gene Ontology annotation, cellular component: plasma membrane. Gene Ontology annotation, molecular function: tachykinin receptor activity.